AUGUUUAGUUUAUUAUUUUUCGUGAGACAGAUGCGUGAGUACGGCACCACCAGUAGUUCAGAUCCCAUUGUAUUGUACUCAUGGGUGUUAUUAGUUCUCGACAGGGAAGGCAAUUUCUUUACACGAUAUUGGUUCUUUUUUUUGGAAAGGCUUAUUCUAACGGGUAUAGAACCGUUCGAUUCAGAAAUUUUCUUUGAAUUAGACUUUGCACCUUCUAAAACUACUGAUGCUACAACUUCCAAUAAACUCCAAUUCGACCUACCCUUGUCCAGUCAGUCAACAGCUGAUAUUAUUAACGAUGAAGAGAUUCAAGAAAUAAUGCAAACUCCGCCAUCUACUGAAAUCGUCGAAAAAAUGAAAGAGGACUGUAAUCUGUAUGAAGUUCAUUCUUCUACUUCUUGUACGAUACCAACCAAACAAUUUUACUCAACACGACUUCCGCCAUUGCCUGUUGCAGAAGUCAGAACUAAACGCAAAAGAGCUAAACUACCAUCCCUUGUUAUUUCAAGCACGCCAGUAAAAACUGUUUUGGAAACAAAGAAACAGGAAAAGCAAGACUAA
Molecule: messenger RNA, 561 nt
Organism: Psylliodes chrysocephalus
Lineage: Eukaryota; Metazoa; Arthropoda; Insecta; Coleoptera; Chrysomelidae
Source: the annotation of a GenBank genome assembly